AUGGAGCAUCAUCCACGGGUUGGUUUCAACCUGCAGCCUCUUCUGGAAGAGCUGAACGCGGAGGAGUUGAGUCAGUUCAAAUCUCUACUGAAGUCCCUUCCUCAGGAAAGUAUAGUUCACCAGCAAGAGUUCCCCAAGACUGAGAUCGAUGAUGCCAACGGGAAGCAACUGGCAGAAAUUCUCAACGGCUGCCGCAAGUACUGGGCGGAAAUGGUGACCGUCCAGAUUCUUGACAAAAUGAACCGCGUCGAUCUGUCUAAGAGAGCCAUGGAUGAAAUCCAAGAAUCUGCUGUGAAAUCACUUCGUGAAAUAAAGGCCUCUAUGGUAGAUGUUACAACAAAUCACUUUAGAACUGAAUUGAAGACCAAAUUUGAUCAAAUCUGGAAGAACAACUUCUGCCCUGAAGCCACUGGAAACUUUCCUAUUGUCACCGAGAGAUACAAGGCAUUGAUCCCAUUCUGCAAUCCUCAAAUACUUACGGGGCCACUCACCCACACCGUGGUGCUGCACGGGGCUGCUGGUGUUGGGAAAAGUACGCUGGCCAAGAAGUUGAUGACCGAAUGGACAGAUGGCAACCUCGCCAGGAGAUUCCAAUUUGUUUUCUAUCUCAACUGCAAGCAACUCAACCAGAUGGGGCCAUGCAGUUGUGCUGAGCUAAUUGCCAAGGACUGUCCUGAGUUGGACGACGCCUCUCUGGAGGUGAUCGCCAAGUCACAGAACGUCCUGGUCGUCAUUGAUGAUUUUGAUGAGCUGAGUUACUCCCCUGGAGCGCUGAUCCGUGAUAUAUGUGAUGACUUGAAGACACAGAAGCCGGUACCCAUCCUCUUGAGCAGUUUGCUAACGAAGAAAAUCUUGCCCAGAGCAACAGUCCUGAUCACCACUCGAUCCUGGGCGCUGAGGGAACUCCGGCUCUUGAUGGGAGAGCCACUCGUCAUCAUAAAAAUUGAAGGCUUCUCAGAAACGGACAGGAAGGACUAUUUCUUGAAAAACUUCGAAGAUGAAUAUGAAGCCAUGAAAGCCUUUGACUUGAUAAAGAGCCAUACAGCUUUGUUCCCCAUGUGCUCGGCACCCAUAAUGUGCUGGCUCGUCUGUAAGUGUCUGAAGCUGCAGAUGGAGAAACGGGAGGACCCCACUGCCACGUGUCAAACCACCACAUCUCUAUUCCUGCAUGUCCUGUGCAAUCAGUUCUCGCGGGUACCUGGCGCCUGCCCCAGUCGGAGCUUCCAAGCCCCGUUGAAGGUUCUGUGUCUCCUGGCAGCUAGGGGUGUGUGGAAACACACAUCUUUAUUUGCAGGGGAGGAUGUCAACUGCCUUGGUGUGAAGGAAUCCGAGAUUAGCCCUUUCCUAGGAAAUAUCAUUCAGAAGGACAAAGACAACGAAAACUACUACUCCUUUGUCCAUCUCAACAUCCAGCAGUUUCUAGCCGCCAUAUUUUACAUUCUAGGGAGUGAGGAGGAAGACCAGGAAAACCACAGGAAGGACAUUGGGGAUAUACAAAAGCUGUUCACCACUGAAGAAAUACUGAAGAACCCCAACCUGACCCAGUUAGGAUACUUCAUAUUUGGCCUCUUGAGCAAAAACAGUGCCAAGGAGCUGGAGACAAAGUUUGGCUACCGAGUGUCAAGCGGGGUCAAAGAGGAAUUGCUGACAUGGAAAGUGAAGCCCAUCAAGUCCAAACCCUUCUUGUGGUCGGCCAUGAAGGACACUUUCCGCUGCCUCUAUGAAUCUCAGGAGGAGGAAUUUGUGAGGGACGCCAUGGCCCCUUUCACCGAACUGUCUCUCCACCUGAGAGAUGAAAUCGACAUGACACAUGCAGCUUUCUGUCUCAAGGGUUGUCACAAUCUGCAGAAGCUUUCGCUGAAGGUAACAAAGGAGAUGUUUGUGCAGCAUAAAUCCUUGAAAUCACAGCCUGAGAGGUACCAGAGGGAGCAACGCCUUCUCGACACCUGGAUGGACUUGUGUGCGGCCUUCACUUCAAACAAGAACCUGACGUCUCUGGAAGUCAACCAAAGCUACCUGAAGGACUACGCAGUGGUGAUUCUGGCCGAAUGCUUAGCCUCCAAGACAAACGGUCUCCAGAAGGUGGCGCUGAACAACGUUUCACCUGCUGAUGCUUACGAGGAACUCUGCGCUGUUUUCUGUAACCAGAAGACUCUAACCCAUCUGACCCUUCAAAGCAAUGGCUUGAAUAUGCUGCCCUUGUUAUGUUCGCAGAUCUUGACCUACCCAGAAAGUAACCUGCAAUACCUCAGGUUGGGGGUUGGUUCUGUUACCAUUCCACGGUGGGGUGAGUUCUCACUUGCCCUGAAAACCAACCAGUCGUUAACCUGCCUGAACCUCACGGACAAUGAGCUCUCAGAUGAUGGUGCAAAGCUGCUGUGUAAAUCGCUGAAGGAAUCAAACUGUUCCCUGCAGAGGUUGUCGUUGGAAAACUGUCGUCUUACAGAAGGCUGUUGCGAGGAUCUCUCCAUUUUGGUCAGAAAAAAGAAGCUGACACAUCUGUGCUUGGCCAAGAAUGAGCUUGGGAAUGGUGGGGUGCAGCUUCUGUGUAAGGGCUUGAGUGACCCCAACUGUAAACUGCAGACCCUGGUGCUGUGUUGCUGUGAAAUAACAGACAAUGGCUGCAAUCAUCUCGCAAAGUUUCUCCUAAAAAAGUCGAGCCUGACGCAAUUGGAUUUGGGGCAGAAUCGCUUAGGAGUUACGGGCCUGAUUUCUCUGUGUGAGACCUUGAAGGAUCCAGUGUGCAACCUGAAAUGUCUCUGGUUAUGGGGAUGCUCUCUGGUACCUUACAAUUGCAUGGACCUCUCGUCUGCCCUGAAAUGCAACCAAAGGCUGACCACUUUGGACCUAGGCCAGAAUUCUUUGGGAAAUAAUGGGAUAAAGAUGUUGUGUGAAGCCUUGAAGCAGCAAAACCAUUCCCUAACUAAACUGAGGUUACAGACCGAUCCAUUUGAUACUGAAAUGCAAAAGCUGCUGCAAGAAGUCCAAGACCGCAACCCACAACUGACUAUUGAGAAAGACGAGUACGAUCUCGGUAAUCCCAGGCCCUCUUGUCGUGACUUCUUCAUGUAA
Chrysochloris asiatica (Cape golden mole) is the source of this 3072-nucleotide messenger RNA. RefSeq names its product NACHT, LRR and PYD domains-containing protein 2-like. Gene Ontology annotation, biological process: regulation of inflammatory response. The coding region runs from base 1 to 3072 and encodes 1023 amino acids. Lineage: Eukaryota; Metazoa; Chordata; Mammalia; Afrosoricida; Chrysochloridae. Gene Ontology annotation, cellular component: cytoplasm. The record is from RefSeq and is a predicted model, not a curated record. Gene Ontology annotation, molecular function: ATP hydrolysis activity; protein binding. The transcript is spliced from 10 exons.